AUUCGGGGAGUGUAUCGGUAGCAAAGCCUGCAGGCUAGAGAACAUAUGACUUCUUUGAUCCUGGAAGCUUUUAAAACAAGAAGAGGACUGUUUUACUUAUCUGCAAACUGCAGGGACUCAGGCAGCCUCAAGGGACAGUGUGCAUGCCCAUGUGUCUGUCUGUGAAAGCCAGGCUAGUGUUGCAAGACAAACUUCUGUCGCUCUGUGAGGAUUAUUUCAACAUCUCUGCAUUUCGUUACAUUGUCUUGUGUGUGAUCUUCUGCUGCAUUUUUUCCCCAUACAGAUAAGUCCUCUCCUUCAGCCUCCAAGAUAGAUUCUCUCAGGACUAAGGUUGAACUGCUUAAGUUGCCGUUGACUCUGUCAUCCAAAUCCAUCUCAGAGAGCAAGACUCAGCUUGGCGGAACUACAAAACACUCCAGGGGUGGAGCUGGGGUCCACAAGCCCCGCCCAUUGGCCCCAGACAUGGACAACGAGUCGCAGUACUCGGGCUAUUCAUACAAGUCUUCACAUUCACGCAGUUCUCGCAAGCACAGGGACAGGAGAGACAGACAUCGCUCUAAAAGCAGAGACAGCAGUAGCAGAGGAGACAAGUCUGUGACCAUCCAGGCACCUGGAGAACCCCUGCUAGAUGUAGAGUCCACUCGCGGAGAUGACAGGGAUGAUAACUGGGGUGAGACCACCACCGUCGUCACCGGUACUUCUGAGCACAGCAUCUCGAAUGAGGACCUCACACGGGCUUCUAAAGAACUUGAGGACUCCUCGCCCUUGGAGUGUCGUCGUUUCGCUGGGCCCAUCCUGAGUGGCAUUUUGGGUCUCUUUGCCCUUUUGACGCCCAUCGCCUUCCUCCUGUUGCCUCAGCUGCUGUGGCGUGAUUUGCUAGAGCCCUGCGGGACCCCGUGCGAGGGCCUUUACGUCUCCCUCGCCUUCAAACUCCUCGUCCUCCUGAUCUCCUCCUGGGCUCUGUUCCUCCGCCCCUCUCGUGCCACGCUCCCGCGCUUCUUUGUGUUCCGCUGCCUCCUGAUGGCACUGGUGUUUCUUUUUGUGGCAUCCUAUUGGCUUUUCUACGGUGUGAGGGUGCUGGAGCCAAGAGAGCGGGAUUACAGGGGCAUUGUGGGAUAUGCUGUGUCGCUGGUGGACGCGCUGUUGUUUAUUCAGUAUUUGGCACUAGUGCUCCUGGAAGUGAGGCACCUCAGGCCAGCCUUUUGCCUCAAAGUGGUGCGCACCACGGACGGCACUAGCCACUUCUACAAUGUGGGCCACCUUAGUAUCCAGCGGGCAGCAGUGUGGGUCCUUGAUCACUACUACACUGAUUUCCCUGUUUACAACCCUGCUUUACUCAACCUACCCAAGUCUAUCCUCUCUAAAAAGAUGUCUGGAUUCAAGGUUUACUCACUAGGAGAAGAGAACAGCACCAAUAACUCGACUGGUCAGUCUCGUGCAAUGAUCGCUGCCACUGCACGCAGAAGAGACAACUCCUAUAAUGAGUACUACUAUGAAGAGGCAGAGAUGGACCGCAGAAUUCGAAAGCGCAAGGCCAGACUGGUGGUGGCAGUAGAGGAGGCAUUCACUCAUAUCAAAAGGCUUCAAGAUGAUGAGGUGGCAACAUCGCCCAAGCACCCUCGUGAGGUGAUGGACCCACGGGAGGCAGCACAAGCCAUUUUUGCCCCCAUGGCACGAGCCAUGCAGAAAUACCUGCGUACGACCCGACAGCAGCCUUACCACAGUAUGGAGAGCAUCAUCGCUCAUCUGCAGUUCUGCAUUACUCACAACAUGACGCCCAAGGCUUUUCUCGAGCGGUACCUCACCCCGGGCCCUACUAUGCAGUACCAGCGAGAGAAUGGUAGAGGGCGCCAGUGGACUCUGGUGAGCGAGGAGCCCGUGACGUCAGCAUUGCGUCAGGGACUGGUUUUCUCCCUCCGUCGUCUUGAUUUCGCUCUAGUCGUCACAGUGACGCCCCUUCCUUUCCUCAACCUGGGGGAGGAGUAUAUCGAUCCCAAGAGCCACAAGUUUGUGAUGCGGCUUCAGUCGGAAACCUCUGUUUGAAGAAAAAAAUAAAUGUGAGGAGAAUGAUAGCAAGAGGAAUUGCAAAAGACUUGAGCGAAGAAGGGACUGAGACCAAUCCAUAAUAAGGGCAUGAAAGAACAAUGGAAAGAUAUGGGGAGAGAACCACUCUUUUACUUUUAGAUAUCACUCACGUCUUUUUAAACAACAUUUUUACUUCACAUAAACUGUCUUCCAUCUAUGAGACCAUCUCGUCAAGAUGGCUCGAGACUGACUAACUCUUUUGCAUCUCAGAUGUGAAUAACUUUUUACAUUUUUCAAAUACAAUGUCACAUAUCAGUCCUUACUGGUGCUGAGGGGUUACCGCACAAUACAAACAAUUUACAAACAAUUCUAAGCACCAUAACAUGGCUGCCUUCAACAAAUGUACAACCGUAUUACAAUUAUUUUAAAACCCCUGCAUUUCUCACCAGCUGUCCUAAAAAGGGCGACAAACACAACACAUAAAUCUUUAAAAGUUGUAACUGAUCACUAGAGAACAAUCAAGUGCUUUACUGUGUUUCUCUCCUGGGCAUCCAGGUCAGAAGAGCUCAUGAGAUGCAUGUUUGUAACUCUCCUAUUGCCCUUGAGUUUUGUAUCUGUUGUGAAUGUUUUAAGACUUUGUAUGUAUCUUGUUUGCAGUACUUCUCUUUAUUCUAAUGAUUUGAGGGGACUUUUUCAUAAUUUACAUUUUGUAGCAAAACAGUUCUGUAUACCAGCAAUGGUGUUGGCCUUAGAAUGCAAUUUUCCUCAAAAGGUAGGAUAUGAGUUUAGGAUAAAGUGUAAGUCUGUCACAUAUGACCGAUCAAAUAACAGUUGAGUAUGUUAUGAUUGUGUGCCAAAGUUUUAUAAUUCUGAGGCCUUUUUCAUGUUGUGAAUGCAUACAGAGCUGAUUUAAGUAGCUGGUCGUAUUCAAAUCAGUCUCAGAUUUUAGGUGAUUUAACGAAGACCACCCGUCAUGUCUGCUCCAAAGAGUUCACUCUUUCUCCUGUUGAUGACAACAUUUGAGUCAUUGUACUUUUUAUCCCUCUGACAUUUGUGUACAAAACCUUUUUAUACAUACAUGUAUCCAGGAAUCUGAAAUGUUGAGUUAUGGUUUUCAAAACUUGCAGUUUCAUUUGCUGGCCUGAUGCAUGCACAUAGGUGAUGCAGUUUUGUAUUUUUUUUUUUUUUUUUUAUCAUUUUGAAAGGAAGUUAAUCUAAUCUUUUGAACUUAUUUCCCUUAAAAAUAUGGCUUGUUGUAAAGAGAUUUGUAGAUUUUGGUUAUUGUGUGAAAACCUUUGCAUUUCAUAAUUUUAGAACUAAAAUUUUGCAGCUUUUUUUAAAAUAAAUGAUCGACUUAUGAGGUUUGGCUUAUAUUUUAAGAAUAUACUAAAUUAAAGAGAUUUACUAGAGUGUGGACAUUCACCACCUUUUAAGCUCAGUUUUAACACCCUUUUUUAAAAGUUGGCCCAUUUGUCACUUCAGUAUCAGUUUAAUUUUAAACCCAUCAGGUCAGGAGUAGAGGGGACCUUCAUGUAUUACAGCUGUUUCCCAGUCAUUUAUUUGUAAAGUAUGCAUACUUUUAGUGAAUUUCACACAAAGCGAGUUUUAUAAACUAGCAAAUGGAGCCCAUGGUACACUCACUGGAUUUGCUUCAUAAUGGUGUACUCUCAAAGUAUCAGGCAUUAUGGCUAACUUUUAAAAAAAUGGAGCAUAUUGUGACCGCCUUGUACAUAGUAAAUUAUGUCUUUUGUAUAAAAAUCACUGUUUAAAUUUCACUGUACUUUUGACAAAUUCAUCAAAACAUUAUCUUAUUUUUUUAUUGUAUUUGCAUUCUUUCUUGAGAUAAUCUGCAUCUCUAUUUAAAUGUUCUAAAUCAGUUCGGUAUGGAUUACAGUUUAACACACAUAAGAUGAUGGGACCAAAUGUAAACCUCCUCCUUGAUACUUAAACAUACCUAUCUACAGUUGAUUUCAAUUGAGUAUUAAUGAAGGUUAUCAAAGGGAUAGUUCACAUAAAAAUAAAAAUGCUCUCAUCAUGUACUCACCCUCAUGCCAUCCAUCCCAGGUUUGUAUGACUUUGUAUUUCUUCAGCAGAACACAUUUGAAGAAAAAAAAGUAUUAUAUCUUGGCUCAGUAGGUUCUUAAAAUGCAAGUGGAUGGUGAUCUGACGUGUGACGUAUACGCGUUGGCAUGUUACAGACAUAAUCUCAAAUGUUUUUCUUUGUUGAGUAAGCACACAAAUGCACUAUUGAUAAUAACACAGCUACAAAUACAGAUCAAAACCAACUAAGCUUCUGUAUAGCAUUCCUCCUCCUUAGUUUUAAACACUGCCCAUCCGGGUGUGUUGCACGUCAGUUCUCGCGUGAACAUGCCAACGCAAUUAUGUCACAGGCACAUACUGCUGCUGACCGUAAGCAAUGAUUUAAUGUACUUACAUUUUGAUCUUUUUCGUACCAAAAGUGAUCGUAUCACUUCAGAAGACAUUAACCGCUGUAGUCGAUGUAGAGCUUUAAAGGUCUGAUCACUGAUUCACUUGUAUUCGAAGGGCCUACUAAGCUAAGAUAUUUUUCUUCAAAUGUGCUGAUGAAAAAGUCAUACACAUCUGGGAUGGCAUGAGGAUGAGUAAAUGAUGAAAUAAUAUUUGGGUGAACUAUCCCUUUUAUCCCUAUCAUAUAGGAUAAAUCCCAUUUUUGGGAUAUAACUAACCCAAGUUUGUGUUUUUUUAU
Molecule: messenger RNA, 4750 nt
Organism: Xyrauchen texanus (razorback sucker)
Lineage: Eukaryota; Metazoa; Chordata; Actinopteri; Cypriniformes; Catostomidae
Product: vang-like protein 2
Exons: 9
Coding region: 463-2043 (526 amino acids)
Biological process (GO): establishment of planar polarity; Wnt signaling pathway, planar cell polarity pathway; multicellular organism development
Cellular component (GO): plasma membrane
Source: RefSeq, a predicted model, not a curated record